AUGCUUAUUAAAAAUGAAGACAGUAGCAAUUAUCUUCUCCAUUUUAGCUAUAAUAGCCUUAGCAAUGUUAAUUUAUUUCAUUAUUUAAGAACAGAUGGAAAAAAUAAUUGUGUAAAGGUAUGUUCCAAGAACAGUAGAAAAAAGCGGGAGGAUAAAAAAAGUUCUAAUAGGGAACUCCACAUUGGAAGUAUUGACAAUGGGGUAAUAAACGACGAACGAAAGCGGAAAGGAAGAGAAGCUCAGGAGGAGGAAGAAGAAGAGCAACAACGGCAAGAAGAACAACGGCAAGAAGAACAACGGCAAGAAGAACAACGGCAAGAAGAACAACGACAAGAAGAACAACGACAAGAAGAACAAUACUUACCUAAUUAUAUGUCAUUAUUUUCCAGAGGAAAGGAAAAAAAUAAUGCGGACAAUGAAUUCGUAAGAAAUUCCAACGGCUCUGAACAGAAGGGGAAUGAUUAUAACUCCCAGAGGAGCAGAGACAACAUUAAGAGUGGCAGCAUAAUGGACAACUCAGGGAUGUCAAACAAGUUCAAUUUGGUUUAUCAUGAAUCGAUGAAAUCAUUUUAUGAAGGCACAAAUACACACGUAGAAAUUCCAGUGAUAAUCCCUUGUGGAAACAAGGAAGAUGGAGGAAUCUACUAUCGCUACCUUCCUCCGUGUGAUAGUUCAAUGCAUGUGAAAGAAAACCAAAUGCUGGAAAAAGAAGCAGAUAAGAUCAACGCGAGCGUGAUUCAUAUGACUGAAAUGAAGAAAGAAGAGGAUGUUCUGCAAAAAAUUGAAAACAUAAAGAACUUCAUAAGCAACCGUUUGGAAAACGUGAAUCAAAAGAAUAACAACGUAUUUUUGAAAAAUAUGAACAACAUUGAUGAAAUUUUGAAUUAUAAUUUUAAUGCCAUUAGUCAAAAUAAAAGCACUUUUGAUCCAGUUUCAUUCUCCAAGCAUGAUCUCUUUCUUAGUCAUGUGAUACCAAUUAUGAAAAAGGAAUAUAGCAGGACGGUCUAUGGAAAUGAAAGGUUCACGAGUGAUGGGAUCAAAGACGAGACGAGCCCUUCCAACCAAUCUGAAAAAACAUAUUGCCAGUGUAAGGCAAAGAAGAUAGAAAAAAUCAGCAAUGGAAGAAAGACUCACCCUUGUUGUUCUUACCCAGAAAAUAAAAUGGAAUGUGUAAAAGUUGCUAGAGAAAGAAAAGAAAUGAAUAAAGUACUUGAAGAGAACAUUCCUAUGGAAGUACUUUCCACAUCCAUAGAUUCAUCUUAUCCCUUCAUGUAUGAACGAAUAAAAAAAAUAAUAUGUGUAGAGGAACCUGGAAUUACGCAUAAAUGUGUGUAUCCACCUAACAAUAAAGAAGAUCAUACAAAAGAGCUGUAUAUUCCAAAGAGUAAUAUUCUAUUCAAUUCAAAAUUUGAAAGCGGGAAUUUACAAUAUGCAGUAAAGGAGAAGGAUAAAGAGGUUUACUCAUUAUUUAUAAAUCAUGACAUAAAGAUGAACGAGAAAAAAAAUCAGUGGUUUUAUUUCAGUGCUAGCUAUGUUCCAGAUGAAUAUUACAAUACUAACCAUUUUGAAAGGGAGGAAAAAAAAAAAAAAAAAAAAAAAAAAAAAUAUGAACAAAGAUGUAUGAUAAAUCCGUUUGUUAACCAGAUUAAUAAAGAAAUAAAUCUACAAAAUGAUGGAAAUGUCAAAUUUUCAACAGAUUUCACAAACAAAUUUCUAGUCCGUAAUGUUAAGAAGUUAGAAAAGGCAUUUCCUGUAAAGUUUAAAAUAGAAAAUAUGUCUAAACCAGAUUUUUUAUAUAAAAAUGGACAUUCACCCUUAGUAUUUUCAGAAUGCAAAAAUGUAAUGGAAAAUAUUCAAUGGCAAAGAACAGCAUAUAAUGUUCGAUAUACAAAAAAUGAUUGUUCAAAAUAUUUUAACCCAAAAAAAAAAGACUUUGAAAAAUUAAGUUAUUGCACAUAUACAUUGGAAUUUUGCUAUGACUUUACCUAUUCGUAUGAAACUGUUUAUUUCGCUAGUUCUUACCCGUAUACCUUUACCCACCUAACCCACUACUUGCGUUGUAUUCAAAAUUAUGUUCACAUGAGGAGGGAGGAGCAACCUAAUCAGCAUCAGAAUGGGGAACAGAACCAGAAGCAGAAUCAAACGGGGCAGAAAAAAAGGAGCAAAAUUAAUUACAUAGAACGAAUUCUGUGCAAAACGACUCUCGGGUUUCACUGCCCAAUAUUGGCAAUCACGAAUUAUGACAAAGAGGAUCAAACAGAUGCAGAUUCGUGUAGAAGUGGUGAAGCGAUAAAAGAUUCAGACGAAAAUGGUGAAAACGGUGAAAAUGAUGAAAAUGGUGAAAAUGAUGAAAAUGGUGAAAAUGGAAAAAAUGGUAAUUUUUCGAUUACCAAGAGCGACACACCGUUAGUUAAGGAGAGUCUAUGCAAACCAUGUGAUAGAAUAGAUGCAAGUGAACAUUGCAUGGAAGGAGCAUCUAAUGGGGAACCAGCUUCAACUAAUUUGAGGAACAAAGAUGACGAUAAGUUAAUUGAUUUUUUAUCGAACGAAUGCAAUGUGUGCAGUGGCAUUCUUUGCGAUAGGAAUCAUAUUCAUAAUGAAGCACUAUGUUUGUACCAGUUAUGCAUGUCGGAAAGAGUAAAAAAUCAUGCAGAAAGGUUGAAUAUGAAUUCAGAAAAAUCCAACUCGAGUCGAAACAACUCUGUAAUAUGGCCGAGUAAUUCUUCAAAAUGGCCCAAUAACUCUUCAAAAUCAUCCAACCACUUUAUGAAUCAGUUUAAGCGUAUGAUGGAAAGGCAUUUUGCACAUCCAGAGCAACGGAAUGGAAGGAAUGUGGAUGCAGUGAAGAGAUCAAGCACGGUUGAAUCCACUCAUGAAAUGGAAUCAGCCGUGCCAUCUCAUAACGAAGAAAUGGUUACGUCACCCAAUUUAAAUACAUCAAAUGCACAAAAUGAAUCAACCAAUGGAGUACAAAGGGAAGAAAAGAAAAUAAUUUUUCUUACAGCCCGAGUGCAUCCAGGAGAAACAAACGCUAGUUAUGUUAUGCACGGUUUUUUAUCAUUUAUAAUUUCAGAUAAUAUAUAUGCAGAUAUUCUUCGGGAAAAUUAUAUUUUUAUAAUUAUACCAAUGUUAAAUAUCGAUGGAGUUGUUAUAGGUCAUAACAGAUUCUGUUCAAAUGGAUUCGAUUUGAAUAGACAAUGGAAUAGACCGAUAUAUUAUUUGCACCCAUCAAUAUAUACAGCAAAAUCACUUAUAAAAAGAAUUAACAAAAAUGGAAAAAUCAUUUUCUUUUGUGAUUUUCAUGGGCAUUCAAGAAAAUAUAACUCUUUUCUAUUUGGAAAUGCGGAUAGUCGAACAUUUGUAAGAAGUAGAAAAAUGGCUGAGAUUUUUCCUUUCAUUUUGGCUCAAUCCAUUCCAUGGUUUUCUCUUGAAGAAACAAAAUUUAAAAAUGAAAAUCUGAACAGAGGAAUAGCUAGAUCUACAGUAGGAAAUAAUUUUAAAAUUGAUUGUAGCUACACAUUUGAAAUAUCUCUCAUAGGGGCUCAGUUGAAAAGGGGCUUCUAUUGUACACCAUCUACUAAUCUGGCAACAAUUUUUUGUGAAAAAAGUUGCCAAGUUGAGAUAAGUAACAAUGUUCAGAAAAGUCUUAUUAACAACUUUAGCGAUGAACCAAGUUCUUGUAACAAAAAUGGGAGAAAUCACACACCUUUUUCUGCUCACGUGGUGAAAGAGAACACUGUCAAAGGAAGAUUUAUUACGAAUAGUAAUUCAUUGUUUGCAAAGGGAGAAAAAAACACACAUGAUGAUUGCAACAAUUUUGUACAGGGAUCGACGUGCCAGUGCAUGUGUUGCAAGAAAAUGCACGUCAAAUGGAUCAGGGAAAAUGGGAAAGCGGGAAACAGGAAAAUAAAAAAUUGUCACAAUAGCGAAGUGGAAGCGGAAGCGGAUGCAGAUGCAGGAGUAGAAGAACGUCCUGGGUGUGAAAGUGAGAAGCAGAGCGACUUUCUUUUUUAUGACGAAAAUAUGUUACUGUUGACAGGAAUUAGCUUUGGGAUAAGCCUUUUCAAAUUUUUCAAUUUCCUCUCACAUCAUGCUGCAUCUAUAUGCACAGAAGAAAUCCAUCAGGAUGGUGAGCAGAAGUUCACGGAAUCUCCGGCUAGAGUGGCACCGACAUUGGAAGGGAAGUUGCCAACCAAAUUGCCAACCAAAUUGACCACAAAAUUGACCACAAAAUUGACCACAAAAUUGACCACAAAAUUGACCACAAAAUUGACCACAAAAUUGCCAACAAAAUUGCCAACAAAAUUGCCAACAAAAUUACGCAUUGAAUUUCCGACCAAAUUGCCUGCGAAAUGGUUUGGAACAUUAUGCACAAAAUCCCCCACGAACUUGUGCAUGGAGAAACGUUCCUUCGAAAUGACACCAACUACACGUCCGAGUGACAUGAAUAAGAUGCAUAAGCAUGAAGGAGAAUUAACACAUCUUAGAAACAACAUGAGCAAUUCAGAAAAAGAAAAAAAAAAAAAAAAAAUUCCAAUUGUAAAAAAAAAGAUGGUCAUAAAAAAUGAUACAGAAUUACAAAGCGAUUCAAUUCUACCCAUUGAUGUAGCGGAAAAUGUUGAGAAAUGUAAGAACCCUUUGAAAAAUAUUAGAAAACAUAGCAAGGUUUACCAGACCAAAGAGGGUAAUACUGAGUCCGCUUUCCCAUUAAAAUUAAUUUCUCUUUAUGCAAAUAAUAUUUCCAAAGCUCACGGCACAGUGGAAGCACUCUGUGCUGAUUCUGUUAAUUACCGUUCUAAUGGUGUAAAGAAUGCUAGCCAAAACGAGGGGAAUCAAGGGGUAGGUAGAAGCAGCAAAAUGGGGAGAAGCAACAAAUUGGGGAGAAACGGCAAAAUGGGGAGAAGCAACAAAUUGGGGAGAAGCAACAAAUUGGGGAGAAGCAACAAAAUUGGAAGAAGCAACAAAAUUGGGAGAAGCAACAAAUUGGGGAGAAGCAACAAAUUGGGGAGAAGCAACAAAAUUGGGAGAAGCAACAAAAUUGGGAGAAGCAACAAAGUGGGGAGGAACAGCAAAAGUGAACAUCUGGUAAUGAAAGAAAACGAAGCGGUGUACAUGAUUAGCCAUGAGAAACAGAGGAAAGAAAGAGGAAAAAAAAAGAGAUGCAGAAGAAUCAUUCACUUAUCAAAAAUGAAACAAAGUAUAGAAUAA
Plasmodium gonderi is the source of this 5208-nucleotide messenger RNA. RefSeq lists its product as hypothetical. Lineage: Eukaryota; Apicomplexa; Aconoidasida; Haemosporida; Plasmodiidae. The record is from RefSeq and is a predicted model, not a curated record. Bases 1 to 5208 code for a protein of 1735 amino acids. The transcript has a single exon. Gene Ontology annotation, biological process: protein side chain deglutamylation.